CAACGAUCGCGUAUGACAAUCUCCUGCCCCUAUUCUCCAGCUUGAGUGUCGAAAAGGCCGUCCGAAGUCAUGAACCGCCGGAGUGUUGAGCCUGUUUCUGCGCUGUCCUCGGCAGGCGGCCUGAAUAAGGGCCAGCAGGGGAAAUGGGGCAGCGCCUGUGCUGUGUGCGCGACCGCCAAGGCCAAAUGUCUCCGCAGCAGUGAUGAGCCGGGUGUUCCAUGUGACAGAUGCAGGCGCCUGGGCAAGGACUGUACAGGGCAGGUCCAUCUGCCCCGCAAGAAGCGAACACCCAAGGCUUCGAAAACCUUACAACUUGAGGAACGGCUAAAUGGACUCGUCGACCUCCUCCGGGCCUCAGCCUCAGGGGAGUUCCCAUCGAAUGGAUCGAGGACCAGACAAAGCUCGUCGUCCCAGCAUGAGGAUGAGCCUGGCUCAUCACAAGGGCCUUCUCCGGACUCUAAUGCUACAUCGAAUGUCACCCGCGUUUCCCAGUCUUGGAACAAGCAUGCCCCUCCACGAUGCAUUUGUCGAGCCCAAGCCAGCGACGUGCCUCUCCAGACACGUUCAGACAAGGAGCUGUUAGCAAUCUACCAGAAAGACCUCAUGCCCGUCUUCCCCUUUGUGGUAUUCCCGCCAGACAUGACUCCAGAGCGCCUCAAGACUGAGCGCCCCUUCUUGUUCUCUGCCAUCCGGAUGGCCGCCUCCAUAUCGGAUGUGAGCUCAAUGCGUGGGCAGAUGUUCACCUUGACUCAGCAACUGGCGAAUGAGAUGAUGGUCGAGUCGAACCGUUCAAUGGACCUUCUGCAGGGGAUACUAGUGAUGUUAGCCUGGUACCAAAACCACUGCCUCAUGCACGCUCAGCUCAACAACCUCCUACAUCUGGCUCAGGCCUUGCUGGCCGACCUGGGGCUGAACAGAUCACCGGAAAUUCAGGAGAGGUCCAACGUAAUGGUUUUGAAUCCAACUACACCUAACCUAACGACCAAUGAAGACAGACGGGCAAUACUAGGUGUCUGGUUGCUGAGCUCGUCGGUUGCUACUGGUUUGAUGAAGGCGCUGCCUAUGAGGUUUUCGAAGCACACGAGACAGUGUCUUGAGGAUCUGGAGAGGAUGUCCGAGUACGAGUCGGAUCUGUUGCUGGUGCAUCUUGUCAAGGUACAACGCCUCACCGAGCGGAUACAUAAUUGGGCGUCCCAAGAGGAUGACGAUGACGAAAUUUCGAGCUGUCUCAAAGCGCCUCCGGCAGCCUACCAAGUUGCCUUCCACGGCGAGAUUGGUAGGCUUCAGUCAUCAUUGCCUGCCAGCUUGGCUGGUAACAGAUUGCUUGAGGUCAAAUUCGCGUUUGUUACCCUUCACCUGAACGAGCCACCACCGAUCGAUACGGAAAGUCUGAAGAAGCUAGAGGAUUCACUCAACUCUGUCGCACUCAAUGGCUCAUCGUCUCUCGAUGCUCUGUAUCGUGCCCAAUACGCACUCAAGGGCUUCUUCGAGAAAUGGUUCGAGAUGCCCACAGACUUCUAUACUUCUAUGCCAAUGUUCGUACUUCUCGAAGUCGUCUAUGCGAUGACAAUGCUUGCUCGAUGGGCAAAACUCUUAGGUCCGGGCAAAGCUCGGAGAGGAAACACGACUCAAGACAUCUUGGUUCCGCAGAAGAUCCUGUGGGAUCCUUCGGCGGUGCCGUCCCCUCAAAGCACAUUUGGCGCCGGUCUUGCCCCUCUCAACCCAUCCCAAACAAGAAACGAGACCGCAUCUAGAUCAACGGACUCAUCAACAGCGAGCCGAGGCUCCAACCUGACGAAGCUUCCGCCGCCCAUCACCGACCCAACACAGAUAUCAGCCUCUCAGUUCCGCGAGGUUUCUGACCCGACUAUAACAGGUGUCAUUGCUUCCCUCAGGACCAAGCUUCACAUGCAGCCAGGCCUCAACAUUGACAUCAUCGGCAUACUUUCAAGCCUGGCAGAGCGCUGUGAACAGGUACACCAAGAGCUCACAGAGAGCCGCGCAGGUGACGCAUGGCACAAUGACGUGUGGUACCUCUAUUCGAAGAAAGUCUUGAUCACCCGUGCCAAACUGGAGAAAUGGGCUGAAAUUGUAGCUGUCGGUGGUAUGCCGGCAAUGCGAACCGCCGAUCCCGCGAAGCAGACCCCAGGAGCGCAAGCAGGAGCCGACGUUUCGACAGCGCAGGGCCAGAAUGCUGUCGCUGGUGGACAGCAGCCCUUCUCCAAUGUGGAGAUCGCUGCAUUUCAGAAGCAAAUGGAAAUCGCUGAGCAAGGCGUCUGGCCACCGGAUUCGACAGCAACACCAUGGCAAUUCGACGGCAUGUGGGCCAACGAGAUGUUUGAUUCCCUGGAUCCAGGUCUCUGGCUGAAUGAUGGUAAUGAUUGGGGCAUGGCCUUAUUAGGCCCGAUACAGGACAAUCAGUUCACACUUUAAUGCUUUCGAGGGUUUAGAGCUGAUACUUCUGCCGGCCUGAAUGCCCAGACCUUCGACGAGGUGUGCACUGAGCAGCGCAACUUUGUAUCUGGCCUCCGCUCUCCGGCAACCCAACUACUGGCACCUCGAACUUGCCCUGGAAGUUGACGGAAUCGAGAACCAGGGCUGGCGAGCUUUUCCCUGCGGCUACCUGCGGCGGACGCUGCCCAGGUGGCGGAAGCGCC
This is a messenger RNA of Diaporthe batatas, 2657 nucleotides long. RefSeq lists its product as uncharacterized. Gene Ontology annotation, biological process: regulation of DNA-templated transcription. The transcript has 7 exons. NCBI's taxonomy places the organism in Eukaryota, Fungi, Ascomycota, Sordariomycetes, Diaporthales, Diaporthaceae. Gene Ontology annotation, cellular component: nucleus. The coding region runs from base 70 to 2433 and encodes 787 amino acids. Gene Ontology annotation, molecular function: zinc ion binding; transcription cis-regulatory region binding; DNA-binding transcription factor activity, RNA polymerase II-specific. The record is from RefSeq and is a predicted model, not a curated record.